Linnemannia hyalina is the source of this 618-nucleotide messenger RNA. Lineage: Eukaryota; Fungi; Mortierellomycota; Mortierellomycetes; Mortierellales; Mortierellaceae. The record is from the annotation of a GenBank genome assembly.
AUGACGGAAGCCAUCAUCAACAUUAGGUCUCGGUUUGACCCACGCUCUGGGCAGCAAAUCAUACUCUGGAACGACAUCGUCAAAGUCUUCAAGCACGCGGAAUAUGUGCAACACGCGAAUACCUUUGUGCCCUACCUUGCCAACGACGACUUUGAAGAUAUGAUGGGACUGAAGACAGGGAGCGUCAAGGCCUAUACCUCAGUCUUCAAGCCCAAACCGGACUGGAUCACGUUCCGGGAAUCCAAGUACUACAGGACGAGUCUGGUCUGUCCCAACAAAACUUCUCAGAGCGGCGAGCUGAUGGUACUCAGUCGCUCCGACAUCCCCCUCUCAGCAUUCUCCAGCGCCAUCAUCGCCAACGCUACAUGUGUCACUGAGCUUAUCAUCGACCUCCAGUCGGAAAUGACUGCAAGCGAGUUUCGCAGUCUUCAGGAUGCGGUUCUUAUCUUUGAACUGUCCAGCUUGAAUAUCAGGAACCUCGGGUUUAUUGUCCCGGCAGCUGCAGAGAGACGAUCGGUACCGACACUCAACUUCAACGCCGACAGCAACACCGACAAAAAGGGACCCGUACCAUUUACUACAGCCACACUUCAACACUCUUUGGCAGCUCCUCAGUGA